AUUGUAAAGGAGUCAUAUGAUUUUAUUCAAAUGUAUAAAGAUGACAUUAGUUCUAAUUUUACUGGUCAGAUUUUAUCAUUAAAAGAAUUAAUAAAAAAUAAAAAUUUAAAAACUAUAAAUGAAAUGGCCAAUUUUAUACUUACCAAUGAUAUAGCAACAAGUUACUCGGAAAUCUUAGUAGCUUGUACAAUAUUUUUAACACUGCCAGUUACAGUAGCAACGGCUGAAAGGUCAUUCUCGAAAUUAAAAAUUAUAAAAAAUUAUUUAAGAAAUUCUUGUAGCCAAAAUCGACUUUCAAACAUUGCUAUACUCAAUAUAGAACAAAAGCGGACUUCAGAAUUAAAAACAGACAAAUUAAUUAAAGAUUUCUCUAAUUUGAAAGCAAGAAAGAUGAAAUUUGUUUAAAAU
Messenger RNA from Sipha flava (yellow sugarcane aphid), 408 nucleotides. RefSeq lists its product as uncharacterized. The record is from RefSeq and is a predicted model, not a curated record. Lineage: Eukaryota; Metazoa; Arthropoda; Insecta; Hemiptera; Aphididae. The coding region runs from base 31 to 405 and encodes 124 amino acids. The transcript has a single exon. Gene Ontology annotation, molecular function: protein dimerization activity.